AUAUAAAAACCGGAUACAGCGGCGGCGGCGGCGGCGGCAACAGAGUAUUUUUUGCGCUUGUUUUACAGUAGUAGCAUUAAUAAACAGUCGUCUCUUGUCACAUGUUACUGUCAUAUUUUCGCUAUAUGAAGGACCUCGAUUGAGCGAUUCUACUCAUAUCAAAAUGCCAUUCUUCGAGAUUAUUGGUAUCAUUGCGAUUGUUUAUUACGCGUUCUAUUUUAUUUAUCCGUGGUUCCUUGAUUGCGAUCUUAAUCUAUCGCUUCGAGAAACGUUUGGACAGCCUAUCGAAACAUUGAGAGGAAAAGUUGUCUGGAUCACGGGGGCUUCAAGUGGCAUUGGGGAACAUUUGGCGUAUGUGCUUGCUAAAGCACAUUGCAAAUUGAUAUUAUCUGCGAGAAGAGCCAAUGAACUUGGCCAAGUCAAGGAGAAAUGUUUAAAAGUUAAUCCGCACCUCCAAGAGAGCGAUGUAGAAGUCAUGGUGAUGGACAUUUGUGACAUUGACAAUCAUCAGAAAUGUUUCGACCACGUAAUCAAGAAAUUUGGAAAGUUAGAUAUUCUGGUGAAUAAUGCAGGCAGAUCCCAACGAGCAGUCUGGGAAAAGAUUGAUUUACGAGUGGACAAGGAACUCUUUGAUCUUAAUGUAUUCUCUCUAGUGGCACUCAGUCGUAUUGCGUACGGUUAUUUUGAGGAAAUUGGGCAUGGUCACAUUGUUGUUACCUGCAGUAUCGCUGGAAUUCUGGGGGUUCCAUUCUCUGGAUCGUACACGGGAUCCAAGCACGCUCUACAUGGAUAUUUCGAGAGUCUUCGCACCGAGAAGCAAAACAAAAAUAUUCCCAUCUCUAUAGUAUGCCCUGGUGCCAUCCAAACUCCAUUUUUAUCCGAGAGUUUCACCGAGACUGUUGGCAAGAAAUUUGGCCAAGUAACUCCACAUGCGAAAAACAAACUGAGUCCCGAGCGUUGUGCUCACCUGAUAGCAGUGGCCAUUGUCAAUCAUGUCGAUGAAUGUUGGAUUGCAAAUUGCACAACUCUUCAGCUUGUUUAUCUUGUGAAAUACUAUCCAAAUCUUGCUCGCGUGGUUCUGGAGCUUUUAGGCCCAGCAUUCUUACAACGCCUGCGUGACAACAAAGUUACAAUGCCUGUAAAAUAGGGCAAGAACAAAGAUGGACAACUUUUCCUUGAUGAGAAAUCUUCAUUUUUUUUGUACGACAAUAUUUUUUACAUAAAGAAAGAAAGAAAGAAAGAAAGAAAGAAAGAAAGAAUAAUAAACAAAUACACUAUUCGGUAAA
Messenger RNA from Diachasma alloeum, 1286 nucleotides. Its product is annotated as dehydrogenase/reductase SDR family member 7. Gene Ontology annotation, molecular function: oxidoreductase activity. The transcript is spliced from 8 exons. The record is from RefSeq and is a predicted model, not a curated record. Bases 164 to 1147 code for a protein of 327 amino acids. Lineage: Eukaryota; Metazoa; Arthropoda; Insecta; Hymenoptera; Braconidae.